This is a messenger RNA of Monopterus albus (swamp eel), 4720 nucleotides long. It is a transcript of the gene mlh3, whose product is annotated as mutL homolog 3 (E. coli). Lineage: Eukaryota; Metazoa; Chordata; Actinopteri; Synbranchiformes; Synbranchidae. Gene Ontology annotation, biological process: mismatch repair. Gene Ontology annotation, molecular function: ATP-dependent DNA damage sensor activity; protein binding; ATP hydrolysis activity. Gene Ontology annotation, cellular component: mismatch repair complex. The record is from RefSeq and is a predicted model, not a curated record. Bases 366 to 4007 code for a protein of 1213 amino acids. The transcript has 12 exons.
GAAAAAGAAGACGACUGUCAAUCCUGGUAGUCCUUCGCACCAGAAGAUGGCGCCGUUAACUUUCGCUGUUAGCUGCAACGGCAUCUCUUUUUGCUUCACGUUGACUGUAAACAGUAGCUCAGUUUAUUUUAGCAUGGUUUUCUGUUGCUUGUCAAACCCGAGUGUUUUGUUUUUUUAAUAUGUCGCGGUCAAAAAGUUAUCGUUGGAUCUCAUGCAGCUAGUUAGCCACCGUUAGGGUAAUGUGACUGGGCGUUAGAUAGCAACAGGCAGCGGGUUAAUGUCCGCUGUUACAGAUCAUUACCUUGCAGUCUGUCAGGGCACAUAAGAGACAAACCAUACCAAGAGAACUGAAUUUAAUAAACACAAUGAUUAAGUGUUUGCCUGAAGAGGUUCAGGGAAAACUUCGUACCGGGGUCGCCAUCCCCUCUCUUCAACAGUGCGUAGAGGAGCUCGUCCUAAACAGCAUCGAUGCCGCGGCGACCUGUGUGGGCGUCAGGAUGGACAUGGAGGCAUUUAAAGUACAGGUAAUCGACAAUGGUACUGGGAUGAGCUUUGAGGAUAUGACAUGCGUGGGAAACAGAUACUACACAAGCAAAUGCAACUCUGUUGAAGACUUGGACAACCUCAGGUGGUACGGUUUUAGAGGGGAAGCCUUGUCAAGUAUCGUGUCUCUAGCCACACUUGUUGAAAUCUCCUCCCGGACGAGAUCAUCAGUGAAAACGCACGUCAAAAUCUUCAAGGAUGGCAAGGGCUUGGAUGCAUUUGAAGCAGAGAUGACUCGACCCUCUGCAGGAACAACUGUUAUCAUUUGUAACUUCUUCCACAAUAUGCCAGUCCGGAGGAAGAGGAUGGAUGCUGUCCUGGAGGGUGAAAGGAUCAGACACAGAGUAGAGGCUAUUUCUUUGGUGCAUCCCUCUGUAUCCUUUACCCUUAAGGAUGACUGCACAGGAGCCAUGAUGGUGCAGCUCCCUAAAGCCAGAAACACCUACCACAGGUUUGUACAGAUACACAGCCUUGGGCGUGCACAGAAAUUGGGAGAAAUCAGCUACACACAUGGGCAGUUUGAAGUGACUGGUUACGUUGGCAGAGAGGGCCACUACAACAACAGCUUACAAUUCCUGUAUGUAAAUGACCGACUUCUGAUGAAAACACGGAUACACAAGCUGCUGAACUUUCUUCUUCGCAGACUGAGCAGUUCAAAUCAGAAAAAUGACUGCCCAGAAGGGCAGUCUGCUAUUGGGAGUCCAAAGCACAAACGAAGCCAAGACCUGCACGGAGUAUAUGUAAUCAAUAUCAAAUGCUCUUACUCAGAGUAUGACAUUUGUCUUGAACCUACCAAGACUUUGAUAGAGUUCAAAGACUGGGAUGGCAUUUUGCUCUGCAUAGAGGAGGCAGUGAGGGUAUUCCUGAGCAGGGAGAACAUGGUGGCUAUAGUCUCUCAAGAUGACUUGGAUGAUGCAUCUCCAAACUUGUUUGCUGCUGACAUUACAGAGCAAGAAGGGAGCACAGGUGUUCAAGCAGCUAGCAGUGCUUCCACACUGGAUUGCGCUAUCGGAAUAAAACUGGCAUCUGACUCUGUUCAUCGUAGGAGCAAAGAUGACUGUGAAUCUGAGAACAGUGUUUGCCAGGAGUCAGACCUCAUUGAGGACAAAGAAGAGACUGAACCAGGACAGAAAAGAAUAACUGCAGAUGAAUUGGAGAAGAGAAAAAGUGAAGAAAACAUAAAGAAAAAAUGUAGAGCCAAGCCACAGUGUGAUCUGACUAGACUGGACCCUGUUUCUGAAAAUAACAUUACUGAAGAAGAGGAGCUAAUACUAAGUGAAGCUGGGGAAGGCUCUCAGAGUUUAUGUAUGUCAGGUUCAAUCAGACAACUAGAACAUGAAAAACUAGAACUUUCAAAAGAAACAGAGACACAAUUCAACAGUACUACCUCAACCAGCAACAUGACUUCACUAGACAGCAUCACUCAACAAAUUCAGCCUGAUUUAAACAGAAAUUUGCUAAUAUUACCUGAAUGCAAGUGUACAGGGGGAUGUGGACCCACUUUAGUAAGGAAUAGAAAGAUCAGUCUGUCUGAUCCAUACAUUCAUGAAAGUCUGGAAACUUGGGACAUGUCUCAGAUCAGUAGGUCAGUCUUUCAGAGGCAAAAUGUAGCACAGAAAUGGGAGGAGAGAUCCUUUGCAUCAAAGCGCAGAAUUUCACUGGAUGCAGGCCAUGACGGAUCUUUUCAGAAAGUACCCAAAGACUCUGCUUCUGUUAAUCCCUCAAAUAAUCCCAGAACUGUACCUUGUCAAAAGCUGUCUUUAUCUAAUGAGUUUGGCUCUCUUGACAACUUUAGGAGAGUAUUUGGUAAAUCUGACAAAAUAAAAAUAUCCUCUCUUGAGAGUUAUUUACAGAACGAUGCCAGAUUUCAUCAGACAGAUAACCCCUCUUUGAAUCCCCAGCACUUGUCAGUUAGCCAGUUAGAUCAGCAAAAUGGUGAUGUUAAAGAAGCAUGGGGCACCCUUCGAAGCCCACCAACCUUCUCAGCUUUCACCAGGCUAAAACAAGUCUCAAGUCUGAUUAGAGGUAAAAGGUCUUUGGCAGCUAAACUCUGUCAUUUAAAACAACACAGGACAGAGAGUUCAAAGGUAUUACCACACCUGUCCAGGACUACCUUGGAGGACCAAACCUGUGUCAGUAGUGGUAAUGAUGGCAUCCAAGUCAACAAUAAUAACGAGAAUCCUUGUGACACAGCACUGAGUCUUGAGCCAGAUGCAGGUUACAGUACAACUCAUCAGCUGGCUGAGAUGGAAGAGGAUGCAAGAUCAGGUGACUGGCUUCGUCACUAUGAUACAUCUGUGGGGAAGAUGGUUUAUGUCAACAAAGUGACUGGGCUCAGCACAUAUGAAAAUCCAGAUACUGAAGAAAUGCCGGUGCGCUGUAUAUCUGAUGUCACCAAUAUGGCAGUUAGUGUCAUCACUGAAAUGGGGAUGGAAUACAGAUGUUACCCAUUUCAGGUGGAUCUAGUGUUGCCCUUCCUGUCUAAAUCCAGGACAGAGAGAGUGAUUAGUUCAGGGGCUGAUGUCAGAGACGAUGGUGGCGAGAGCUCCAACUCACUUUCCGCAUUGUACUCAAAAUGGAAUAAUCCUGUGUUUGUCCGACCUCCUGUGGUUGGUGUGGACAUAUCAAGUGGGCAAGCUGAUGGACUGGCUGUAAAGAUCCACAACAUCCUGUUUCCAUACCGCUUUUCUAAAGCCAUGAUUCACUCAAUGAAGGUUAUUCAUCAAGUGGACAAAAAGUUUCUUGCCUGUCUUAUCAAUACAAGAGAUGAAGAGCAUACAUCACAUUCUGAAACUGAAGGAAACCUUCUGGUUCUGGUAGAUCAACAUGCUGCACAUGAGCGAGUUCGACUGGAAAAUCUAGUUGCAGAUUCCUAUGAGGAUGACCCAGAUGCACCAGGAGAGAAGCGUUUGUGUUCAUCAACCAUUUUGCCACCUCUUGAGAUCAGUGUAACAGAAGAGGAGCUACGGUUGCUUAAGUCUUGUCAGGCACAUUUGAGGAGUUUGGGCCUGGAAGUGAAGUUCUUAGAAGCAUCAAAUCCACAAGUAUUUGUUGGGAAGGUGCCACUGUGCUUCUUGGAAAAAGAGAGUAAUGAACUCAGGCGGCGCAGACCAUCUGUUAUCAAGCCUAUCGUUGAGGAGUAUCUUCAAGAACAGAUUGAGUUACUCCGCUCAACUGGCAGAGUGAGAGGAACUUUGCCUCUAACCGUGCUGAAAGUACUAGCCUCUCUAUCAUGUCAUGGUGCCAUCAAAUUCAAUGACAGCCUGAGUAGAGCUGAAUGCUACAGUUUAGUAGCAUCCCUGUCCUCCUGCCAGCUGCCCUUCCAGUGCGCCCAUGGCCGUCCUUCCAUCGCUCCCCUAGUAGACAUCCUCCAUUUGGACAAAGGCCAGAAGGAAUUACAGAAACCCAACCUCCAAAAGCUGAGAAGAAUGUAUAAAGCAUGGGAGCUAUAUGGAAAUAGAUAACUGGGUGUGUAUUUUAUUUUAAAUGUGUAGUUUACUGUCAACAAAAUGAAUUGUAACUCCUAAUAAUUCCCUUAUUAAAUGACUCCACUCAAAUUCCUGCAGCUGAAACGUUUACAUGGGAAGACUGGUAUUCAUAUAAAUAACCUAACUGGACAUUGAAAACAUUUUUGUUUUGUAAGUACUUAAAAGAGGAAAUACUAAAAUAUACUGAUCAAAUGUGAUGCACUAUCAGAAAAAUAACAAAAGUCACAUGGUUGGGACUUUGCAAAUGUUGUUGUUUGUAGUGUACAUUCAUUCUGAUAUGUUCUCUUCAAAAGCAUUUAGGUGCUGUACCUAAGCCUUUAUGGCAGGGAAAUCCUUGCAAUGUUGCUGAAGAGCAGAACUCAGAUAUUGGUGAAGAGAAAAUUGCAUUUUAUAUAAAAAAGUAAUAUGACAAUUUGUUUCCUAAUCUCAAAGGCUCCAAAACAUUCUACAUUAUAAUGAAUUUACACAAUGUUCUCAACAUUUGUUAUCACUUUGCCCAGUUGUUAGAAACACCUCUACAUUUUUGGUGAUUAUAUCUGUUUUCCUGCCAGUUAUCACUUCAGAAUAUCAAAUGAAUAAGAAGACAUCUGGUCAAAAAUAUUGCUUCAUCACCCUUCCCUCUGCAAAAUAAACGGCAGAUUUUACCUUUUGUCCCUCAUUCAAAAUCAGUAAAGACAAUGAGAGUAUUU